UGUGUCAGUGUUGCCAGCAGACCUGUGCGAAACAAAAGCACUUCUCUCCCCACGUUUAACGCCUUCAAAGCACGUCUUAAAGCUGUUUCAGUCGUAAAGCUGUCAAAGGAAACAAGGAGUUACGCGGCAGAGUCGCAGAUUACACAGGAUUACAGCAGCCCUUAGACAAAGUUGGGCUCUGUUGUCUUGGCUUUGGUGGCAAGAGCAGGAGUGGCUUGAUCCUAAAGCAGCUCUCCAGAUCAGAUUUCACCCAAACCAGCUGUGAGAAGGAGCUUUGCCUUUUCUCCCCUCUCUCCCUCUCUCCAUGUUGUAAGCGCGCUCUUGACAUCCAGAAAGAAAAAGGGGGAGUGACGGAGAGAGUUCCUGAAGGAAUUUUCCUUCUCCUAGGCAAGAAUUGAAAAAGUCACCAGAGUCUAGAGAACAGCGGCGAGGAUGGAUGAUCAGCCCCGGUUGAUGCACUCCUCUCACGGGGUGGGCAUGGCCGGACACCCCGGCCUGGCGCAGCAUAUGCAGGAUGGCACGGGAGGAGCGGACGGCGAGGGAAGAAAACAGGACAUUGGAGACAUAUUACAACAAAUCAUGACCAUAACCGACCAAAGUCUGGACGAGGCACAAGCCAGGAAACAUGCACUGAAUUGUCACAGAAUGAAGCCGGCUCUAUUCAACGUCCUGUGUGAAAUAAAAGAAAAAACAGUACUCAGUAUUCGUGGAGCUCAGGAGGAGGAGCCACCAGAUGCUCAACUCAUGCGAUUGGACAACAUGCUGCUAGCCGAGGGUGUGUCUGGACCUGAGAAAGGAGGCGGGUCGGCUGCAGCAGCGGCUGCAGCUGCCGCGGCAGGCGGCGGCGGGUCCGAUAACUCGGCCGAACACUCAGACUACCGGGCCAAGCUGUCCCAGAUACGUCAGAUCUACCAUACAGAAUUGGAGAAGUAUGAGCAGGCGUGUAAUGAGUUCACCACCCAUGUGAUGAACCUGCUGAGGGAGCAGUCUCGCACUCGGCCCAUCUCCCCCAAAGAGAUCGAACGCAUGGUGAGCAUCAUCCAUCGCAAGUUCAGCUCCAUCCAGAUGCAGCUCAAACAGAGCACCUGCGAGGCAGUCAUGAUCCUGCGCUCCCGCUUCCUAGAUGCCAGAAGAAACUUCAAUAAGCAAGCCACAGAGAUCCUGAAUGAAUACUUCUACUCCCACCUCAGCAACCCGUACCCCAGCGAGGAGGCCAAGGAGGAGCUGGCAAAGAAAUGCUCCAUUACAGUCUCACAGGUAUCCAACUGGUUUGGAAACAAGAGGAUCAGAUACAAGAAAAAUAUCGGAAAAUUCCAAGAAGAAGCCAACAUGUACGCCGCCAGAACCGCCGCGAACGCAACCAGCGUCUCCACCCACGGCAGCCAAGCCAACUCGCCUUCCACACCAAAUUCAGCCGGUUCUGCUGGCUCUUUUAACAUGAACUCCGGGGACUUGUUCAUGAGCGUACAGUCUCUGAAUGGGGACUCAUACCAGGGGGCCCAAGUGGGGGCCAACGUUCAGUCACAGGUGGAUACUCUUCGCCAUGUUAUCAGUCAGACAGGCGGAUACAGUGAAAGCCUCGCUGCCAGUCAGAUAUACAGUCCACAGGGCAUCAAUGCGAACGGCGGCUGGCAAGACGCCCCGACACCCUCCUCAGUGACCUCACCCACGGAAGGACCCGGGAGCGUCCAUUCUGACACCUCCAACUGAUCGGCACCAUCCAUCCUCACGGCGCGUGGGAUCUUCAGACUUCUCGCGCUAAAGACCCAGCCAUCCACCCCCCCUCAGAUUUGGAUUAACGUCCUACGUGGUCAAACACAAUCAUGCCAUUCUACCGUGGAACAUUUGGGAUACUUUACAAGAUUUUAGAAAACAAUUAUGAAUUUAAAAAUUAAAAAAAAAAUGUGUUUGUACAGUUUUUGACAGUGUAUUUUAGGUGGCACAGGGCAACAACAAACCUGUGACUGUUUCAGUCUUAUGAGGCAAUUGUUAAUGAUGGAACAACCAGUUGUUGUGUUUCAAUUUAAAUGCUUCAUUCUACCUCUCAGCAAAAAGAAAAAAAAAAACAAAACACAUGAAAGAACAGUCUUUGUUUUCUAAAAAAAAAAAAAAAAAAAUGUUACCACUUGAUAUAGUGCUUGAGAGGAAGCUCUCCUUAUCGGUACGGUCAAUUAUUAUUGCCUCUUUUGUUCGUUCAUAGUGAUAUAUUGACUAUUUGUUUUUGUUUGUUCAUUGAUUUUCCUUUAUCAUUUUUCAAAAGACCCUCCAAUAUCAAUUUCAAGUAUUUCCUUUGACAAUUUUUGCCCGAUAAUACAGAUUUUUCUUAUACAUCUUUGUAUAAAACAUGAAAUAGGAUGUGUGGAGGUCACUCAUACCAUUUCAAAGCUGAUUAUCAUAUUUUCCCCAUAAAAGCCAUCAAAAGCUGUCCAUUAGAUAAAGGAACAUGCUUACGUUUAUCGUAGAGAGCAGUCCAAACAACUCUGUUGUCGCAGAUUUCAUUUGGAGUCAUUUCCUCACUCUGUUUGUUUUUGAGGACACUGUCUGCGAGUCGAUGAAAAUAUAACUGAUUCCGGAAAUGGCGGAAGCAUCAAGUCAUUACGGCCUAUAAUGACAUUUCCUCCCCGCUUUCACUUCAGAUUGCUUUCGAACGCUCCUUAUUCCCUCGCUCCCUUAAGUGAAGGAAUUUGACAUAAAGAGCAAUAUAUUUGUUUGCUUUAUACAGACAGAUGCCCUUUACUACCCCAAAUCAUUUAAAACAAGCACUAAUGUUCUUUAUUGUUUUGAAUUAAUUGAAUUAGUUUAGUAUAUUUCCCUGUCUUAAAUUUUUAUUCUAUGUCAUCUUAUGUUUGCUAGCUAAAUCCUUGAGGGUUUCAUCAAAAUGCCAUGCGAACCUGACAUCUUGUUUUCCCUGUAAUUUCAAGUAUGAGAGCCAACUGUGAGUGUACAGUUUUAGAAACAAGCAAUGUGCUUUUAACAUUACAGCCGAGUGCUGCUGGUAACCAAAAUACUUUGUGUAAACGCUGUAAAAGAAUAUGAAAUAUCAUGCUCAUAGCUGUUCGAACAUAAUGAGCUUUUUUUUUUCAGUUUUCAGAAAUUCAGAUGCGCAACUCACAAGCGUGUCUUUGCCAGAUUGCUCACGUCUCAUUCCUGUUGGCCGAUUUGUAUUGCCGAUGCCACUGUUUCCAUUGUGAAAUCAUGAUGGAAACAGCUCUUCUGCCUAAUUGAAAAAAAUUAUCUUGAAAAAUCCAAUAGUUAACUAAUUUUUGUUGAAAAUAUAUCCCUGUCUGUCAGGGCUCCGGGUAAUGAAGUUUGUUUUGCAGUACAUUGAAUCAGAAUCCAUUUAAAUGGGGAAGUCAUUAAGUUAAUAAGAUUUGGACAUUUCGACGGUCACUCUUAGCUGUGUUUAUGCAGGUAAAGCGCCAUACACACGCGUAAUCUUUAUGGACCCUUUGCCCUGAAUCCAGAAAUCCAGUUCAGCGGUUUCUGAGUUUCAAACACUGACUUGAGAUGAAGCCAAUCAUUUUUGCCCUUAUGUAUAUGUAUCGCUAAAAUGACCUCAGUGUCUAAUAUCAUAUUAUCCCCUGUUAAUUUGUGCUCUCUAACACGUGUUCUCUACCAAAAACAUCUUUUUGAACAAUUGCCAAAAAGGAAGACGCUCCACCUCUUUAAUGGAUUUUGGGGGGGAAAUGUUUGGGAUUGUUCAUCGCUAUUCACUGUCAAAACCAAAAAUGUAAAAACUGAAAGUAGCUUAUGUAUGUAUAAGAAACAGAAAUAUGUGAUGGAUAUUUCAUUGCCUUUGCCUUCAAUAAUGGCUUUGAAUUUGUUGGGGUUUUUUUUGUUUGUUUUGUUUUCUUUAAUAUGUUUCUUGUUUUUUUUUUUUGUUUUUUUGCUUUUGUUUUAGCUCUCAUUAUCAAGACAUUCUGAAACACCACCAUUUUUUUUGUAAUAGUUUGAAGAUAAUCAUGCAAAUCCAUAUGAAAAUACAAACAUCAUCUGUUAUUUGAAUGACAUAUGUUUAUGACACAAAAACACACUCUAGUUUGCUGAUGGUUGCCAUUGUGAAAAUGUAUAUAUAUUUUGUGAAAUAGACUUGACCGCACCUGCUAUAAAUGCAUUAUUAGACUUCACGAUUAUGUACCAUAUGAAGCAUUGAAGUCCAGACUAUUGUGUUUGGGUUUCCCCCACAAUUCCCACAAACUUUGUCUCAAAAUUGACAUGAUUAUCAUCAAUAAAUGUUGUAUUGCUCACUGAACAGUAUUGAUACACAUCAGUAUGUAUUUUGUGAGAUUCUCUGUUUUGUUAUUAUUUUUUAUAAAGGUUUUACAGGGUUUAAUGCUUUUCUUGUUCUUCAGUUCAUGUUUAGGGACCAUUUUAGUAAUACAAUGAAGGAAAUAGGAUACAGGUACCUAUAAAGGGCACAUUUGGGAUUAGUCAACUCAUUCCAUAAUUUAGACUUUGCACACUUUUGGUCCAAUAUUACGUUAUUUCUUAGCCUGAGAUUUCAACGUCAGCCCUUAACAAAUUAUCCCAUUUUACUUUGUUGCAUGUGUUUUGCUUACAAUAAAAUACUGCAGUGUUUUGAGUAAAUCCUGAUGUAUUUUUUACACAAUUUUACUUGGAAUGUACAAUACCAUUCAAAUGUUUGGGAGAUGGAAAAGUGAAAAAAGAGUGAUUUUUAAAGUUUUUGAACAUCUUAUAUGCUAACAAAGGCUGCAUUUAUGUGCUCAAAAAU
This is a messenger RNA of Labeo rohita (rohu), 4732 nucleotides long. It is a transcript of the gene pbx1a, whose product is annotated as pre-B-cell leukemia homeobox 1a. The record is from RefSeq and is a predicted model, not a curated record. Gene Ontology annotation, molecular function: DNA-binding transcription factor activity, RNA polymerase II-specific; RNA polymerase II cis-regulatory region sequence-specific DNA binding. The transcript has 9 exons. Gene Ontology annotation, biological process: neuron development; eye development; animal organ morphogenesis. Lineage: Eukaryota; Metazoa; Chordata; Actinopteri; Cypriniformes; Cyprinidae. The coding region runs from base 433 to 1710 and encodes 425 amino acids. Gene Ontology annotation, cellular component: nucleus.